Molecule: messenger RNA, 772 nt
Organism: Chenopodium quinoa (quinoa)
Lineage: Eukaryota; Viridiplantae; Streptophyta; Magnoliopsida; Caryophyllales; Amaranthaceae
Product: transcription factor bHLH91-like
Exons: 2
Coding region: 1-492 (163 amino acids)
Biological process (GO): anther wall tapetum development; regulation of DNA-templated transcription
Source: RefSeq, a predicted model, not a curated record
AUGACGGUGGCAGGAACUGAUAGAGCAUCAAUAGUACUGGAUGCAAUAAACCACAUACAUGAACUGAGAAGGACAGUAGGGGAGCUCAAAAUCCUGGUUGAUAAGAAAAGAAUUUCCAAAAUUAAAAGGCACAAAACUCAGGAGGAUACCAACACCCCUCCUGUUGGUGGGGACCAACACGGCACCGGUGUCGAUGCAGUGGCAGCAGUGAAACCGGAACCGGAGGAGGAUUUCAACUGUUCCACAGCCAUCCAACUCCGAAGCUCAUGGAUUCAGAGGAAGUGGAAGGACUCAGAAGUCGACGUUCGAAUUGUUGAUGAUGAUGUUACCAUCAAGCUAGUGCAACGAAAGAAGAUCAACUGUUUACUGUCUGUGUCUAGGACUCUUGAUGAGCUUCAGUUGGAUUUACGCCAUGUAGCUGGUGGCGAAGUUGGGGACUAUUACAGCUAUCUGUUCAACACUAAGGUGAUUAGGCCAAGAAGUUUGGAUUAAUUAUGGUUUAAUUGCUUGUUUUUUGUGUUUAAUUGUUUGUGUUUUUUUGUUAAUUUUGUUGCAGAUUUGUGAAGGGUCAUCAGUGUAUGCAAGUGCAAUUGCUAAUAAGCUGAUAGAAGUUGUGGAGAGAGAGUCUGGUGUUGCUUUUGUUGCUGAUUAAGGAAUGAUUAACUAGUGAUUAAGAUAUUAACAAAAGUAAUUGCUCUUUUGUUGCCUAUAUUAUCUUUCUAUCUAUUUAGUAGUGUUUAUUAGUUAACCUAGUUUGAUGCUACUAAUUAAA